This is a messenger RNA of Drosophila arizonae, 1285 nucleotides long. RefSeq names its product Gustatory receptor 21a (gene Gr21a). Gene Ontology annotation, molecular function: olfactory receptor activity. The record is from RefSeq and is a predicted model, not a curated record. Gene Ontology annotation, cellular component: dendrite; neuronal cell body; axon. Lineage: Eukaryota; Metazoa; Arthropoda; Insecta; Diptera; Drosophilidae. Gene Ontology annotation, biological process: sensory perception of taste.
AUGUCCUUCUGGGCGGUUAGUCGCGGCUUAACGCCGCAAGGCAAAGUGGCGCCCAUGCUGAAUCCCAAUCAGCGACAAUUUCUGGAGGACGAGCUGCGCUAUCGAGAGAAGCUCAAGAUGCUGGCGGGCGGCAAUGCCAUCGAUGAUGUUUACGUGCGCAAGCCGGACACCGUGGAUGAUCCACUGGAGCUGGACAAGCACGACUCAUUCUACAAGACCACCAAAAGUCUGCUAGUCCUGUUCCAGAUCAUGGGCGUCAUGCCCAUACACCGUAAUCCGCCUGUGAGAAAUAUGCCGCGCACUGGCUACUCCUGGCGAUCCAAGCAGGUAAUGUGGGCCGUAUUCAUCUACAGCUGCCAAACGACAAUUGUGGUGCUGGUGCUGCGAGAGCGUGUCAAGAAGUUCAUCACCAGCCCGGACAAGCGCUUCGACGAGGCCAUCUACAACGUCAUCUUCAUCAGUCUGCUCUUCACGAACUUUCUGCUGCCCGUCGCUAGCUGGCGCCAUGGCCCUCAGGUGGCCAUCUUCAAGAACAUGUGGACGAACUAUCAGUACAAGUUCUUCAAGACGACGGGCUCACCUAUCGUAUUCCCGAAUCUCUAUCCGCUGACCUAUGCACUGUGCGUCUUCUCCUGGCUGCUCAGCAUCGCCAUAAAUCUGUCGCAGUAUUUUCUCCAGCCCGACUUUCGCUUAUGGUACACCUUCGCCUAUUAUCCAAUCAUCGCGAUGCUGAAUUGUUUUUGCAGCCUGUGGUAUAUCAAUUGCAAUGCCUUUGGCACGGCCAGCCACGCCCUAUCGGAUGCUCUGCAGGCCACCAUUAAGGGCGAGAAGCCAGCCCAGAAGCUAACGGAGUAUCGCCAUCUCUGGGUGGAUCUGAGCCACAUGAUGCAGCAGCUGGGACGCGCCUACUCGAACAUGUAUGGCAUGUACUGUCUGGUGAUCUUCUUCACCAGCAUCAUUGCCACCUACGGCAGCAUUAGUGAGAUCAUCGAUCAUGGCGCCACCUACAAGGAGGUGGGCCUCUUCGUCAUCGUCUUUUACUGCAUGUGCCUGCUGUACAUCAUCUGCAAUGAGGCGCACUAUGCCUCACACAAGGUGGGCAUGGAGUUCCAGACCAAAUUGCUCAACAUUAAUCUAACUGCCGUGGACACUCCACACAAAAGGAAGUGGACAUGUUGCUGGUUGCUAUCAACAAGAAUCCGCCCAUCAUGAAUCUCGAUGGCUAUGCCAACAUCAAUCGCGAAUUGAUCACCACGAACAUCUCCUUCAUGGCCACCUAUUUGGU